AUGGCUCCCGUCAAGGUUGGUAUCAACGGCUUCGGCCGCAUCGGUCGCAUUGUCUUCCGCAACGCUAUCGAGCACGACGACAUCGAGAUUGUUGCCGUCAACGACCCCUUCAUUGAGACCAAGUACGCUGCCUACAUGCUCAAGUACGACUCGUCCCACGGCAACUUCAAGGGCGAGAUCGGCCAGGACGGCGAGGACCUUGUCGUCAACGGCAAGAAGGUCAAGUUCUACACUGAGCGCGAUCCCGCCGCCAUCCCCUGGAAGGAUACUGGCGCCGAGUACAUUGUCGAGUCCACCGGUGUCUUCACCACCACCGAGAAGGCCAAGGCUCACCUUGUCGGCGGUGCCAAGAAGGUCAUCAUCUCGGCUCCCUCCGCCGAUGCCCCCAUGUACGUCAUGGGUGUCAACCAGGAGACCUACGACGGCAAGGCCGAUGUCAUCUCCAACGCUUCGUGCACCACCAACUGCCUGGCUCCCCUCGCCAAGGUCAUCAACGACAAGUUCGGUAUCGUUGAGGGUCUCAUGACCACCGUCCACUCCUACACCGCCACCCAGAAGACCGUUGACGGUCCCUCCUCCAAGGACUGGCGCGGUGGCCGUGGUGCUGCUCAGAACAUCAUCCCCAGCAGCACUGGUGCCGCCAAGGCUGUCGGCAAGGUUAUCCCUGCUCUCAACGGCAAGCUGACCGGCAUGGCUUUCCGUGUCCCCACCGCCAACGUUUCGGUUGUUGACCUGACGGCCCGCAUCGAGAAGUCUGCCACCUAUGACGAGAUCAAGGCCGCCAUCAAGGAGGCUUCCGAGGGUCCCCUCAAGGCACAUUACACAGGCGUUCUGGGCUACACCGAGGACGACGUCGUCUCUGCCGACCUCAACGGCAACACCAACUCGUCUAUCUUCGACGCCAAGGCCGGUAUCUCUCUCAACAACAACUUCGUCAAGCUGGUCUCCUGGUACGACAACGAGUGGGGUUACUCCCGCCGUGUCCUCGACUUGGUCUCCUACGUCGCCAAGGUUGACGCCAAAUAA
Molecule: messenger RNA, 1026 nt
Organism: Geosmithia morbida
Lineage: Eukaryota; Fungi; Ascomycota; Sordariomycetes; Hypocreales; Bionectriaceae
Product: glyceraldehyde 3-phosphate dehydrogenase
Exons: 3
Coding region: 1-1026 (341 amino acids)
Biological process (GO): glucose metabolic process
Molecular function (GO): NADP binding; oxidoreductase activity, acting on the aldehyde or oxo group of donors, NAD or NADP as acceptor; NAD binding
Source: RefSeq, a predicted model, not a curated record